ACCUAGUUUAGGACGGGGGAAGGAGAGCCGUAAAGCGUUGUGUUGUGAUGAGAGAGGUCAUUGGAAAGUGAGCACAGAGCUACCUGGGCUGGUUCGGGGGACAUAAAGAUACUUUAUUGCUACCAGCUAUUCCGGUACCGGAGUAGAUCCAGCGGAAUCUAAAAGGUCUUUAGCGACUAAACUAACCAAGACGAAAUGCUUCGUCUCGUCCUGCGGCUGAGGAAUUCUUCAGCGAUUCCCCGGUGCCGUGGUGCCCUACCUGGGCCUGCCCUGAGCUCUCGCCCCUCUCCGGGACCUUGUCAUCUGAGGCUUUACCACGGUUUUGUCCGGUCAAGGGCUGUUUGCAAUGGAGGUAGUUUGAACACCGUGGUGUUCGCCAGCAGAACAGCCCAGCUGCCCGCCAGCGGCACCCAGCGCUUCUACAGCCUACCACCGCACCAGAAGGUGGAGCUGCCUGCUCUGUCUCCCACCAUGCAGACUGGAACCAUCGCUCGCUGGGAGAAGAAGGAGGGAGACAAGAUCAACGAGGGAGACCUUAUCGCUGAGGUGGAGACUGACAAGGCCACGGUGGGGUUUGAGCUGUUGGAGGACUGUUACCUGGCUAAGAUCCUGGUAGCUGAAGGAACUGGAGUUGCCGUGGGCUCUGUCAUCUGCAUCACUGUCGACAGUGCUGAUCUGAUCCCAGCCUUUAAGGACCUGACGUUGGACAAGCUGGCUGCUAGCUCCGCCCCUUCUGCGGCUGCCCCUCCCCCCCCCACUGCUGUCGCCCCUGGCAGCUCCCUACCACCCCACAUGAAGGUGUGUCUGCCAGCUCUGUCUCCUACCAUGACCAUGGGGACAGUGCAGCGUUGGGAGAAGAAGGUUGGAGAGAAACUCAGUGAAGGAGAUCUACUGGCGGAGAUAGAGACCGACAAGGCUACCAUCGGGUUUGAGGUGCAGGAGGAGGGUUACCUGGCGAAGAUCAUGGUGUCUGAGGGAACGCGUGACGUUCCUCUGGGCGCUCCUCUCUGCAUCAUCGUGGAGAAGGAGAGUGACAUCGCUGCCUUCAGUGACUACGUAGAGACAGCAGGGGCAGAUGUCUCCACCCCACCCCCUGCUCCUGCACCAGCACCGGUUGUAGCCCCCACUCCUGCAGCAGCUAGCCCAGCUCAUGUGGCCCCGGCAACCCCAAGGAAAGGGCGGGUCUUCGCCAGUCCGCUAGCCAAGAAGCUCGCUGCAGAGAAGGGCAUUGACCUGGCCCAGGUCAGCGGCUCUGGUCCUGAUGGUAGAGUCACCAGGAAAGACAUUGAGACUUUCGUCCCCCCCAAGGCUGUCCCCGCUGCUCCUGUUGCUGCAGCUCCUCCUUCCCCGGCUAGCCACGCCCCUACACCUGCCCCGGGUGUUGCCACGCCAACAGGCACCUUCACUGACGUUCCUAUCAGCAACAUCCGCAGGGUGAUAGCCCAGAGGUUGAUGCAGUCUAAACAGACCAUUCCCCACUACUACCUGUCUGUUGACGUCAACAUGGACCAAGUCCUGGAACUACGCACGGAGCUCAACGCUGAGGUAAAGGCCCAGAACAUCAAGCUGAGUGUGAAUGAUUUCAUCAUUAAAGCCAGCUCUCUGGCCUGCCUCAAGGUCCCGGAAGCCAACUCCCAAUGGCUCGACUCUGUCAUCCGACAGAACCAUGUGGUGGACGUGAGUGUGGCGGUGAGUACGCCCAACGGUCUGAUAACGCCCAUCGUGUUCAACGCCCACACCAAGGGACUGGCUGCUAUCAGCUCUGAUGUCUCAGCCCUGGCUGCCAAGGCCCGCGACGGGAAACUACAGCCACACGAGUUCCAGGGAGGCACGUUUACCAUCUCUAACCUGGGAAUGUUUGGCGUCAAGAACUUCUCAGCCAUCAUUAACCCUCCCCAGGCCUGUAUACUGGCAGUAGGGGGCUCAGAGAAGAGACUGCUGCCUGCUGACAAUGAGAAAGGGUUUGACGUGGCCAGCAUGAUGUCGGUGACGUUAAGUUGUGACCAUCGCGUGGUGGACGGAGCAGUCGGAGCUCAGUGGCUCGCAGAGUUCAGGAAGUUCCUGGAGAAGCCUGUCACCAUGCUGCUCUGAUUGGAUAACACCCUCACCAGUUCCACACUGUGGUUGGCUGGAGCCGUCGCCAAGCUGAUUGGUGGAAACCGUUCAUCAUGUUUCUGUGAUUGGCUGGCCCACCACAAGGACACUCCCCCUCCCCCUUAAAGGGGUGAGGCAGGACUCACUCCCCUCAGAAUAUGACACUUUUCCCUCUUCCUCUGUCUCUCACCCUCCAUAACUGUUGACAUAGUUAUUGACAUAGUUACAGUUUAGCCCCGUGGCUGUGAUGUCACUACAACAUGUUGUUUAUAAAGGUAACUGUUACAGUUGGGAGAAGAUACACUAGCCCAGCCCCUCUGAGCAGCCUGCUAUGUAGAACCAGUAUAGUCACACACUAGCCCAGCCCCUCUGAUCAGCCUGCUAUGUAGAACCAGUAUAGUUACACACUAGCCCAGCCCCUCUGAGCAGCCUGCUAUGUAGAACCAGUAUAGUCACACACUAGCCCAGCCCCUCUGAUCAGCCUGCUAUGUAGAACCAGUAUAGUCACACACUAGCCCAGCCCCUCUGAUCAGCCUGCUAUGUAGAACCAGUAUAGUCACACACUAGCCCAGCCCCUCUGAGCAGCCUGCUAUGUAGAACCAGUAUAGUUACACACUAGCCCAGCCCCUCUGAGCAGCCUGCUAUGUAGAACCAGUAUAGUUACACACUAGCCCAGCCCCUCUGAUCAGCCUGCUAUGUAGAACCAGUAUAGUCACACACUAGCCCAGCCCCUCUGAUCAGCCUGCUAUGUAGAACCAGUAUAGUUACACACUAGCCCAGCCCCUCUGAGCAGCCUGCUAUGUAGAACCAGUAUAGUCACACGCACUAGCCCAGCCCCUCUGAUCAGCCUGCUAUGUAGAACCAGUGUUGUUUAUGUAAAUACAUUGACAGGAGGUCCACAUCUCUGCUGGUUGUCUUCUCUCCAUGGUAGGUAAUUGAGCGAUUGAUGAAUGUCACUGAUUGGCCAGAGUUCAAUCGCCUAUAGCAGGUCUGAAUCAGUCCCUGAUUACAGAGGAAAGAUGACAACUAGCCGUGCUGCUGACCUCCAGGUAUGGAGCUGAGAACAGCUGAUCUAUCUUGUGAUGCUCUAUGAUCAGCUGAUCUAUCUUGUGAUGCUCUAUGAUCAGCUGAUCUAUCUUGUGAUGCUCUAUGAUCAGCUGAUCUAUCUUGUGAUGCUCUAUGAUAGGGGUCUCCAACAGGUCCAUCUACCAGUAGCUACCAGCCCACCUAUGAGUAGUUCAUCAAACAAUUCUGAAAGUACAUGCAAAGUACAUGCAAUUGUCAGUAUCAGACGCAGAAAGCUCCCAACUACUAUCUAAACAACACAACGUUGACAUUUAUCCCACCCCUGGUUAGCGACUAUUGGCUUCAAAAGCCAAACCUAACACAAUAUCUGGCAAUUAUUUUCCAGCGAUAUUGCCUCUGUCUGUGUGAUGUGCAUGUUUUUCUAUCACUCAGUGUGUAGCCAGUUGAUAUGAUAACCGUCUUGUGGUUUUACAGAAAUACUUUCGCCACAACCUUCUCAAUUAAAUGUUAACUGCAAAGUAGGCUUACCUGGCAGAAGCAUAUCAUGAGUAAGUACGUAAUUUGCAUCUGUUAUGUGUUAACUCUGCCAUGAACUGAGCAGCAGCUGUCCAGAACCAUCACUAGAUCAGCACAUUAGAUGGGACAUUCCUCACUCCCCGGAUUAACAAUUAAAGGGCCAGAUGCACACUUAAAGGGGAAUUACACCCCAGAAAGUCUACAUUUGUUCGUUUUCUUCCAGACGCCCAUAAAAUGGCUUUGUGUGAUUUUAAGUAUAGACCUCCACUGUGGGGCUCUAUAGGUCUUCUGAUGUGAUUUAAUGACCUGGACUCAGAACAUCCAUUAUGACACCUCUACUGUGGGGCUCUAUAGGUCUUCUGAUGUGAUUUAAUGACAUGGACUCAGAACAUUCAUUAUGACACCUCUACUGUGGGGCUCUAUAGGUCUUCUGAUGUGAUUUAAUGACCUGGACUCAGAACAUUCAUUAUGACACCUCUACUGUGGGGCUCUAUAGGCCUUCUGAUGUGAUUUAAUGACCUGGACUCAGAACAUUCAUUAUGACACCUCUACUGUGGGGCUCUAUAGGUCUUCUGAUGUGAUUCAAUGACAUUGACUCAAAACAUAAUGUCGUUGUUUCUCUAUUUAGGAGAGAAAAAAAAGAUUUUAUAGCCCCCCCUUAGAGUUGUUUAUGAAUGAACUGUUAUUUGACCAGGUAUAUUGACAGAACACAGUUCACUACUUUCUGAGUAGCAGGAAAGAGCAGAAUGUGCCUACAGUGAGGGGAAAAGUAUUUGAUCUGCUGCUGAUUGUGUACGUUUGCCCCACUGACAAAGACAUUAUCAGUCUAAUUUUAACGGUUUAUUUGAACAGUGAGAGACAGAAUAACAACAACAAAAAUCCAGAAAAAACGCAUCUCAAAAAUGUUAUAAAUUGAUUUGCAUUUUAAUGGGGGGGAUCAAAUAGUUUUUUCCCUCACUGUAUUUGAAAGCUAGAAAGAAAUGAGUAGCUGAAGACAUUUCUAGCUCUUAUGCUAGAAAAGGUUGGAGACCCCUGCUCUGUGAUCAGCUAAUCUAGGAUGGGUGGAGUCUUCAUUUACAGAGUGGGAGGGGCUUUAUUUAUGACAUCACCCCCUGACUAAGCACUCGGCCAAUCCCCUUCUUCCCCUGGACACGUUAUUAUUUUCUAAGCUGUUAACAAACAUUCUGAACAGGAAACGUUGUGUAUUUACAUGACAUCAUCUGAAAACAAGUGAAACGCACAAAGUGAAGCUGGAUGUACCGUUGCCAUGGGAAUUAUUGCUGAAUAAAUUGAGUCAAAAUUAGCUACUAUGGUGCUGUUGUGGAGAGUCCUAUAUUAAUAUAUAUAUUAAAGCUCUGUUAUAUGUAAUAUAUAUUAUACACUGAACAAAAAUAUAAAUGUGUUGAUCCCAUGUUUCAUGAGCUGAAAUAAAAGAUCCCAGAGAUGUUCCAUA
Molecule: messenger RNA, 5089 nt
Organism: Oncorhynchus nerka (sockeye salmon)
Lineage: Eukaryota; Metazoa; Chordata; Actinopteri; Salmoniformes; Salmonidae
Product: dihydrolipoamide S-acetyltransferase (E2 component of pyruvate dehydrogenase complex)
Exons: 14
Coding region: 196-2091 (631 amino acids)
Biological process (GO): pyruvate decarboxylation to acetyl-CoA
Molecular function (GO): dihydrolipoyllysine-residue acetyltransferase activity
Source: RefSeq, a predicted model, not a curated record